Molecule: messenger RNA, 1864 nt
Organism: Wallemia mellicola CBS 633.66
Lineage: Eukaryota; Fungi; Basidiomycota; Wallemiomycetes; Wallemiales; Wallemiaceae
Product: Thioesterase/thiol ester dehydrase-isomerase
Exons: 8
Coding region: 264-1217 (317 amino acids)
Biological process (GO): acyl-CoA metabolic process; fatty acid catabolic process
Cellular component (GO): peroxisomal matrix
Molecular function (GO): fatty acyl-CoA hydrolase activity
Source: RefSeq, a predicted model, not a curated record
CGUAAUAAAGUUAAUUUAGAAUGUAUACAACUAUAUCCAUGCUAUAAAUUAGCUUGAUAUACUCUCAUCAUUCUCCAUCUCCCGUCGCUCACGUGUUCUUCUUCUCUUUGUUAGGAAUGACAAGCUGUCACUACAUUUCUUGGGUCACCGUCUAUCUGGGACGUACCUAUUAGCUCUAGAAUACAUAUGCAUCCGAUUAAACGAAAAUAUCCGGUCAGCAUUACACCGGUUAGCUUCCUAUCCUUAGUAGCUUACCAUCAUUUAUGAACGAAGGAAACACAAAGAAAGAAUACAUUGGAACCAGCUUAGAUCUCGAGAAAAUCGAUAAGUACAUUUACCGGUCCAAGCAACCACUCUGGCAACCAGUUAGCUCUUCUAUCGGUGUAUUUGGCGGACAGGUUAUUAGUCAAGCUAUACAGGCAGCAACAACGGUCAGCGAAGAGAAAAAUGGCGAUAAAUACAGCUUACACUCAUUUCAUUGCUACUUCCUACUAGCAGGGCAAGCUAGUAUGCCUGUUAUAUACCACGUGCAUCCACUUAGAUUAGGGAGAAGUUAUCAAACGUACCAUGUUAGAGCUACACAAGAUGGUAAUAACAUAUUCACUUUAACAGCUUCUUUCGCUCUUCCCGAGCCAACCCAGCCACACUUCUCAAUAGCCCCACCCGUGGACGUACCUCCACCGAAUGAAUGCGAAUUGAAUGAGGAUAGGUGGCAGAGAUUUUUGGAUACAUACCAAGCCAAGCUUGAUAAGAACUUAGUGGAAGUUAUUCGAGCUAGAAUUGAGGAGCGCCGGACAUCAGCAUUAGCACUCAAAGAUGCGUCUAAAAGGAGCAAAUUUGAUGAAAAGGGUCACUUUAUUACUUCAAAUCAACAUAGCUGGUGGAUCAAGGCUCGGACAUCUCCAGGUGACAAACCAUCUACCCAGAAAGCUAUCCUUGCUUACAUGUCUGAUCUAAAUUUCAUUCAUACAGUUUCACAUUCAUUAGGUUUAAGACAAUACUUCAAUUUAGGGAUGUUAUCUUCGAUUGACCAUUCUAUGUGGUUUUACGAUGACUUCGACACCAGUGAAUGGCUUUUAUACAAAACCUUCUGUCCAAGAGCAAGACACGGAAGAGGGAAUGUUAACGGAGAGUUCUGGACCCAGGAUGGCAGAUUGGUUGCUUUAACAGCCCAACAAGGUCUCGUACGCGAGAAAAGACCAGAAGCGCGCCUGUGAUUUUUGUAUUUCGAUAGACUUAACAUUAUUCAUGAAUAAAUAUGCAAAAUGUAUGUGAAUAUGUAGACCGUGAAAAAUAAUUAAUUUAUCAUUAUGCUCUAAUUGAUGCUAAAUUGUAGCCGUUUCUACUUUCUCGGCUUUUUUUCAUAAACAUUGAAUUCUUCUUAGCUUCUUGCUUUCUCUUAUUAUAACCCUCUUGUAUAGCCUGCUUCUGUUGUUCAGCGGACUUAUUAUUAUUCUGCAUUACGUUUGGUCCUCCUGGCAGAUUGGAUGAGACAUUCGAUGAAGAAAUGUCCAUGGAGUUUGACUCGAUUGAAGGAGCAUUAAGUGGUUGUGUUGAUGGCGUUCUUCCUAUACCUGGUAUAUCACUUACGAUUUCUUCAACUACAUCAUUUUCUACAACUUUAGUAGUAACUCCAUUACGACCAUCUUCAGCAGCUUUCAUUUUCUUCGCCAGACUAGCUCCACUUUCCGGCUCGGCUUUACGCUUGACAGGUGAGUUUCCAGUCGGUACAAGGUUGUCCGGUAUUGGAGGUUGCUCUCUUUCUUUGGUUUUGUUCUUCUUCUUAUUCUGUGCAUCUUUCUCUUGACUCGUUGGAUGCUUUAGUUUCGUAGCGACGAAAUUAGAUGGCUGACUGAAGUGAUUU